AUGGUGGAGCGGGCGCUGUGGGCGCUGCUGGCGGCGCUGCGGGCGGGCUGGUGCCUCCUGCCGCAGAGCGGGUACCUGCACCCCGACGAGUUCUUCCAGGCACCCGAGGUCAUGGCAGGAGAUAUUUUAAACCUUCAGGUCUAUUAUCCAUGGGAGUUCCUUUCCAGCUCUCCUUGCAGAACAGUUGUUUUCCCAUUAAUGACAUCAGGAGUUACAUACUGGCUGAUCAAAUCUUUGCAGCAGUUGGACAUAUGUUCAAGUUGCAUCAACAGCUACACUCUCCUUGUAUCUCCUCGCCUGCUCUUUACAAUCUUUUCUUUCAUACUCGACUAUAGUGUUUAUCGAUUGGCCCCUUUCUGGGAAGCAGAUCCAUGGAAAGCACUGGUACUUCUUGCUGGAUCAUAUGUCACACUGGUGUUUUAUACAAGAACGUUUACCAACACACUCGAAGGACUUCUCUUUGCUCUUCUCAUGGUACUGGUUUCUUCGAGGAAGUCCAGUGGGAGCUCAGCAGAGCCUACAAGCAGCAGUUCUCUCAUAGGUGUCAUAACAACUGCUGGGUUUUUCAACAGGCCAACCUUUCUGGCAUUUGCUCUAAUGCCCCUGCUUUACUGGGCCAGUUUAAUUGUUGACUCUCAAAAGAGCGUUAAAACUCUCAUAAAGCACUUUUGGAAGUUUAUCCUAUGUGCAUGUUUUACUGCUUUUGUUUUCAUAACUGCUGACACCUUCUAUUUUACCUCUGUAAGCUUAGACAACCUCUACAGCACUAACAAAAGCAGCCUAACUAAUAUAAUAGUUCAAUUACAUGACAAAAUAGUAGUAACCCCCUUCAAUUUUCUCAGCUAUAAUCUUAAUCCUCAUAAUCUUGCACUGCAUGGAAGUCACCCACGAGUCACACAUUUUACAGUCAAUGGAGUAAUGUUGUUUGGGAUCUUACAUCUUCUGGCCAUCGGUGCUGGCUUUAAAAUGCUAAAGAAAUAUGUCUGUCAGUUAAUGCUGGUCAGGUGGUGUUACUGUGGGCCACCUGGGCUGUUGGUGCAUCCCAAGGGCAGUCCAACAUUGCUGCUGUUUUAUUUUGUUCCUCUGGCAUUUCUCUCCCUGUUCAGUCACCAGGAGCCUCGGUUUCUCAUCCCUCUCAUCCUGCCAUUGGUGCUGUUCAGUGCAUCACCAAACAGAGCUGUGAAAUGGAAACUCCUCAUUGUUCUGUUCAACCUUCUGGGGGCACUUCUGUUUGGGUGCUUACACCAGGGAGGGCUCAUUCCUUGUUUGUUUCACUUGGAGCAGCUCAUCCAUUCUCCAGCAUCCUCAAGCCAUCGGCAGCACUACACUCUGCUCUUUGCACACACCUACAUGCCUCCAAGGUCUCUGCUCAAUAUCAAGAAGACAGAUGUGCAUGUGGAAGUCAUUGACAUGGCUGGGGCUGGAGAAGAAACCCUCUGCCACACAGUAGAGCAGCGAGCAAGCAAUUUUACCUGCAGUGACUGUCAUAUCUUUAUUAUAAUCCCUGGUACAGUCAGAGCCACAAUUACAAAAUGUGGUGUCUCAUUCAAGAACGAGACUUUGAUAUUUCCUCACUUAUCAAUGGAAGACCCACCACAAAUACCUGUCCUAUCCAGUGGAAAUUGGAAGAGUCAGUUAGGACUUUACAUCCUUGAGCUAAACAGAGAUCAUCAGAGCCUUUAG
Molecule: messenger RNA, 1683 nt
Organism: Cinclus cinclus
Lineage: Eukaryota; Metazoa; Chordata; Aves; Passeriformes; Cinclidae
Gene: PIGZ
Product: phosphatidylinositol glycan anchor biosynthesis class Z
Exons: 2
Coding region: 1-1683 (560 amino acids)
Biological process (GO): GPI anchor biosynthetic process
Cellular component (GO): endoplasmic reticulum membrane
Molecular function (GO): alpha-1,2-mannosyltransferase activity
Source: RefSeq, a predicted model, not a curated record